AUGCGCGCCGUCAUCCAGAGAGUGAAGUCGGCAUCAGUCACGGUCGAUGGUGAAGUGGUCAGCAGCAUCGGCCCCGGAUUACUGUGCCUGAUUGGAAUUCGAGAAACGGACACUUUGACGGAUCUGGAAUUCAUCUGCAAGAAGAUAUUGACGGUUCGUGCGUGGCCGCAUCCGGAAACAAAUAAAGCCUGGGAUGUCAACGUGACAUCUGCAGGCCUGGAGAUAUUGCUUGUUUCGCAGUUCACAUUAUACGCUCGGCUUAAAAAGCCAAAGCCAGACUAUUCUAAAGCCAUGGGGCCCCAACAGGCAAAGGAAUUGUACUCGCAGCUCGUGGAGGAGGUACGGCGACAGUACAUGGCCGCGCGCGUCAAAGACGGAAUAUUUGGCGCCAAAAUGGAUGUGGCGCUGGUCAACGACGGCCCAGUCACCUACAUGUUGGACAGCGCAGAUCGCGACGGGUAG
Messenger RNA from Volvox carteri f. nagariensis, 462 nucleotides. RefSeq lists its product as uncharacterized. Gene Ontology annotation, biological process: tRNA metabolic process. NCBI's taxonomy places the organism in Eukaryota, Viridiplantae, Chlorophyta, Chlorophyceae, Chlamydomonadales, Volvocaceae. The transcript has 3 exons. The record is from RefSeq and is a predicted model, not a curated record. Gene Ontology annotation, molecular function: D-tyrosyl-tRNA(Tyr) deacylase activity. Gene Ontology annotation, cellular component: cytoplasm. Bases 1 to 462 code for a protein of 153 amino acids.